AGGCAAACAGAUACCAUAUUAGACGUCCACACCGCCGCUAGUGAGCUUACAAUAGCAACAUCACGUUUUCCUCAAGUCCAGAGUUGACAUUGGUCGCAGUGACAGUAGCAUGCGAGUGGACUGAUUCGUGAACAGAAGCUUUGUGCAUAUUCGACGUUACAAGCGUCCCCGGGAGAUAGUAUCGCAGAGACAUGCCGCCAUGCAGUAAGAGCGAGUACAGUCUGUCGGCAGGAAGAGGCGCCACAGAGAACGAGUUCAGGCCUGAUGCGGAGACGGAGGAAGAUCCGGAAUACGAAGAGGAAGAGCUGAGAUACGGAUGGGGAUCGUGGAAGCCAAACUCUUUCUUCUCAAGGUGUCUGCAGGCGUUCAACUGUAUCCGCUGGUACGUCUUCUGGACGUCGGUCUUCAGUCUGUUCCAAGGCUUCACAAUCAACGGCGUCACCAACGCCAUCAUCAGCUCUCUAGAGACACGGUUUGAGUUGCCCAGCUCCUUGUCCGGCCUCAUCAUCAGCUCCAACGACUUCCUCGCGCUCUUCCUCGUCCUCGUCAUCAGCUACUACGGUGCUACACGCAACAAGCCUCGCCUCAUCGCUGCCGGUAUCCUGAUCCUGGGGCUGGGGUCGUUUGUGUUUGCUCUGCCACACUUCAUUACUGGUGUAUACAACUACAAGGCUUCGGAUGUCCACGAAACAUCAUGCAGAGAGAUUGGCAACACUACCGAGUGCGGUGAACGGAGAGACUCCUACCUACAGAAGUACGUCUACAUCUUCAUGCUCGGUAACGCGCUGCACGGGGCUGGAGCCACGCCUAUGUUUACCCUGGGGACGACCUUCAUUGACGAGAACACGCAGGCCAAGAUGACGUCUCUUUAUCUAGGUAUUGUGUACGCUGCUGCAUCAGUUGGUGUUGCUGCAGGUUACACAGUGGGCGGACAGUUCCUCACCAUCUUCACCGACGUUGACAAGGUCGACGUCUCCAAAAUAGACUUGACCCCCGUUGACCCCCGCUGGGUUGGGGCAUGGUGGGUCAGUUUCAUCAUCAGCGGUGGUGUGAUGUUCAUCAUCGCCAUCCCCAUGCUGGCCUACCCCCGAGUAUUACCAGGUAGCGCCGCUAUUCAAGCAGCCAGAAAGUCAGAAGCGUAUCAAGAUGGCGACUCCGAAACGGGCCGAGAUGACUUCGGCAAGACCUGGAGGGACUUCCCAAGGGCGAUGUGGAGCUUGAUCAAGAACCCGACGUUCUUCUUCUUGUCGCUGGCGUCGUGCAUGGGAGGGAUGGCUGUCAGCGGCAUGGCGGCGUUCGGGGCCAAGUUCCUCCAGGAGCAGUUCAACCUGCAGGCUGCCUACGCCAGUAUGAUCAUGGGGGUCAUAACUGUGCCAGGCGCAGGAGGGGGUAUGCUGCUCGGGGGAUACAUCGUCAAGAAGAUGGAUCUUAAGUGUCGCGGCAUCAUCAGGCUCAGCAUGACCGUCUGCUGCAUCGCCCUCGUCGUGGGUGGCCUGUUCCUCAUCCAGUGUCCCAAACCCAAGAUGGCGGGCGUGACGGUGCAGUACAGCACACUUGAAUCUCGAGAAGGCAAGAGUAGCCUGAAGGGCCCCUGCAACUCGGCCUGCCACUGCUCCGAGCUCAACUACGAACCUGUGUGUGGGGCGGACAAUGUUAUCUACUUCUCGCCGUGUCACGCGGGAUGUUCCCUGCAAUAUGAUUGGACGGAUGGGCCGAUGGGACCCAUGAAGAUGUAUAAGAAAUGUUCCUGUGUGGAGAGCAGUUUACACCUGAUGAACAUAUCAACGUUGUCUGACAACGUCACAGCGGGUGCGUACACAACGACUUCAUCAACCAACAACAUCACUGUCCCUGGCGCCUUGGCCGGCAUCUGUCCGUCGGACUGUAACUUGCUGUACGUGGUGGCGCCGCUGUUGUUCCUGGGGAUGUUGCUGACGUUCACGGUCGUGUCGCCGUCACAGACAGCAACCCUCCGGUGCGUCCCGGGCGGACAACGGUCUCUGGCUAUAGGCUUCCAGUGGUUAUUCCUGAGACUUGGAGGCACCACCCCGGGGCCCCUGAUGCUGGGUACCAUCAUAGACAGUGCGUGCAGGGUGUGGCAGGACAUCUGCGGGCAGACGGGGUCGUGCUGGAUCUACGAGAAGUCUGAGAUGGGGAUCCGUAUUUUUGUCUGGUGGAUCUUGGUCAAAGGCUUCGCCGUCCUCUUCUUCUUCCUCGCCCAGUAUUUCUACAAACCACCACCAGAGGACGCUGCGCUAGAGGAAGAAAAACAUGACCUCAAGAAAACAGUCACAGACAGGGAAAGUGUGUUUUGAUGCACGAGAAGAACGUAGACAUGGUGGUUGCAGGUGCUAGGGAGCGCUUUAGACCAGGGUGCACAGGGACGCACACGUGCAAUCACAUCUGUAGCUGUGUGAGAGCUGGACAGCCCCUGGCACAGCCCUGGCCUGCUGUGACAAAUGGACUCGGGUGACGGGAGGAAUUCGUCACGAAAAAUAAAUUAUUUGAUCUCAGCAAUCUUAAAAAUACAUUUAUUUAUAAAACUAAACAUAGUUUGGUGUGUGGAUGUUCUUUUCAGGCGCGUUUAACUACAUUUGGCAACUCAUUAAUCUUCAUUGUCAAAAUUACUGUCUGUUAGAUAUACGUUUACAAUAACAGGGCUGCUGAAAGAGGGUGUCAAAUUUAUAAUCAGUAAGAAAUUAUUACCCAUCCCCCAAAAUUCAUCACUUUGAGAUACAACAAAGAACGAACAUGUGAUCAUUGUGUCAUGGCGUCAUUGGGGACAUUGGUUAAGUGGUUUCAGCAGAGUGUCCUGAUGUUGGAACUGUGUCGGUGACAGUCAAUCCCCACUCUGACAAUCGAGCAGACACCUGGGGCAAAUCUGUCGCACUGACGUCACACGGACAGUCUCGUGGUCCAGGGCUCCUCAACACACCGGAUCAGGAUCCGCUAGUAGUCAAUAUUCCCAGACUGCGCCCGAUUAUGACCCUCGGUUUCUAAGAAUCCCCUUACUGGAGGGUAAAGGUCAAUGCUUUAUUUGAGUGCGCUGCUCUCUAAAUGACACGCCGUGAUAUACCUGGAAUACUGUUCCAUGCGGCGCUAAACUCUCUCGUUGUCCCUAUCUCCUGUCAACAAAUGACACUCAGACUGAUCUUACAAAGGUUGACAUAACAUUACGUGAUAUUUGUGCAUACUUUCGGUUUACUUGACUAUACUUGUGGCUCGUGACUUCUGUAUGUAAUCAGAGAUUUCGUUGUAUAGUGUAGGGGGCACGGGUGGCCCAGUCGUCUAAGGCGUUGCGAUUCGCUGUGCAUAGUUGCGUCCCUUGGGCACGCCAGAAACCUAUGAUUGUUGGUCCGAAUCCCGGUUCGCCCGAUUAUGUUUCAAGGUUUUUUGACAGCACAUUACCCGUGCAGGUGGGUUUCACCAAAGUGGUAAACGCCUGAAACCUGCAUCACUUCGGGCUUUCCUCGCGCUUUGUUUAUCGAUAGCGAGAACUAAGAUCUGAUUUUAAUGAGAUUGUAGUAACAGUGCUAUGUAAACAGGAAGCGGUUGAUGCGGGUAGGAGACUGUUCACGAUGAAAAUAAAGUUACCGUGUGUGACUGUACAUACUUUCAGGUAACCACUGGCAGUUUAAAGUGAAUAGUCUUGUUAUUGUUUAAUAAAUACUGUUAAUUGAUUGUUAUAUAUUA
Molecule: messenger RNA, 3693 nt
Organism: Haliotis rufescens (red abalone)
Lineage: Eukaryota; Metazoa; Mollusca; Gastropoda; Lepetellida; Haliotidae
Product: solute carrier organic anion transporter family member 4A1-like
Exons: 13
Coding region: 192-2315 (707 amino acids)
Biological process (GO): transmembrane transport; sodium-independent organic anion transport
Cellular component (GO): membrane
Molecular function (GO): protein binding
Source: RefSeq, a predicted model, not a curated record